Messenger RNA from Cotesia congregata, 698 nucleotides. The record is from the annotation of a GenBank genome assembly. Lineage: Eukaryota; Metazoa; Arthropoda; Insecta; Hymenoptera; Braconidae.
AUGGGGAGCUGUUUCGGUCGUUGCUUCUCCAAUGUCACCGACCCUUUUACCUUCAGGUUAAAUAUUUUAUUCGCUUAUAAAACUAUUUAUAGAUUAUUUACUUAUAUAUUUUUUCCUUACAGAUACUUCAGGCACACUGGCUCCCAUACCCACGAGGAAGAACAAGUUGAGUUGGAUCCUUGUAUGUCGCAAGAAUACGAUCGAAGUUCAUCAAAAAAAAAAGACAUGGAGGAGUACCAGUGUCUUUGGAACUUGUUGAAGAUACUUGGAAGAAAAAAUCAAAUAAAUACCAAAGACUUGAAUCACGAAAUAAUGCGUCAACUGGAUCCGAUUUAAAUUCAUUGCAAACGCUUGAUGCACGAGUUUUACUAAAACAUCCAGGAUGUAUCUCGUCAACUCCAGCAUCUUCAUUAGAUCUUGAAUGGGAACAUGAAGUUAUGCCGUUACCUUUGGACGAUCCCGAUAGACCAAAAAGUACAAAUAAUUCACCAUCGAAAUCGUCAAGUAAUGUUAGUCAACCGUCCAGUUUAACUGCGUCACCUUGGUCGAAAGUAUCUACACCAAAUAGUUUAGAAUGGGAUUCGGUUGGAGAUAAUGAGGCUUGUGUUGACAUUGAAACAGAACAAUUGUUAACAGAAAUUGAAAGAUUGACAAAUAAAACACUGAAAGAAACUGGUGAAUGGAGUGGUGCUAGAUGA